AUGGAGGAAGUCUUUCAAUCUCUAACUGCAGGGAAGAUCCAUGAACUGCUAGUGUUUUGUGGGAUUGGUGACUGUAGCGAUGAACCCAUCAAACAGCAUAUCCUCGCCAUUUCCAGUUUUGUCCAUGAUCAAAGACUGCAGGUAGGACUUACAGAUCCACCGCCGAUACUUACACCCCGACACAGCCCGAUCCCUGACGCAGCGGCGAAUGAAAAGCGUGGGUCAUAUCGAUUCUUGUCGACAUCAGAUAAACGAAGCAGACCAGACUACACCGGGCUAGAUGGGCCAUCUACGAAGAAGAAAAGGAAACGCAAGGAUAAUUGUAAGGGUGGCCAUGUAGCGAAUGAUAAUACGCAGAAGGAAAAGGACGCUGUGGUAACUCAAGAAGGCGGUGCUCCUCUCCCGCAACCCUCGACGAGUGAGAAACUAGCGGAGGUUUCCCCCUGCCUCCAGCUUCAGGCGCUCUCCAACCAACCAGGCGUCCCCGUGAACAUCCAAGGGAUCGAAACGGUUCUGAACAGGGUGCCAGAUAGUAUCCUGGAGAAUAUACUCAUCAAUUGUGUGCGGUUGAACGAUCGGCUGGGAAGGUAUGGGCAACGAUCUGUACAGACAACUGUGACAACCAAGGUCAAGACUAUUCAAAGCUUCGUCGAUGAAAUUAUCCAGCUGGACUACUCCGAUGCCAUCCAAGCGAUCAAGCAAGAAAACGCCUUUUCAGCCAGCAAGAACAUCCAGACUCGGUACAACGAAACGGCCUAUUGGGAGAUCAUAGAGAAAGGUGCAGACCUCCUUGAUCCGAAGAGUCUGCCAACGCCGAAAGGGCCUCUUGAUGAGUUCACAAUUUCCGAGAAGGUUGCGACCGAGCGCUUCAUGAGAGAAGCGGGUUAUGGCCUCAGCCUUGCUAACCAGCGUCAGUACCGCCUUUUCUGGAAGAGGCUUUGCCAGAUGCGGAAAAUGGGCGUUGACAAGAUUCUCCUAUAUCGGACUAAGGAAUUUGACCGCUUUUGCAAGACCUAUCCGUCAGAAGACGGGGGGACGUCCCUGGUACAGAUGGUUCGACGCUGGGAAGACAUGUACGGUUUGCAGAUCAAACAGCUGGGAAGCCGGGUAACUCAAGAGAGUAUGGGUGAUCUCACGGGAUGA
This is a messenger RNA of Monascus purpureus, 1143 nucleotides long. NCBI's taxonomy places the organism in Eukaryota, Fungi, Ascomycota, Eurotiomycetes, Eurotiales, Aspergillaceae. The record is from the annotation of a GenBank genome assembly.